Loxodonta africana (African savanna elephant) is the source of this 7007-nucleotide messenger RNA. Its product is annotated as zinc finger protein 343-like. Bases 404 to 3217 code for a protein of 937 amino acids. The transcript has 5 exons. NCBI's taxonomy places the organism in Eukaryota, Metazoa, Chordata, Mammalia, Proboscidea, Elephantidae. Gene Ontology annotation, biological process: embryo development; urogenital system development; regulation of transcription by RNA polymerase II. Gene Ontology annotation, molecular function: DNA-binding transcription factor activity, RNA polymerase II-specific; RNA polymerase II transcription regulatory region sequence-specific DNA binding; zinc ion binding. Gene Ontology annotation, cellular component: nucleus. The record is from RefSeq and is a predicted model, not a curated record.
GCGCACCGAGGGACGCCGUCCGGAAGUCGUCUGCGAACGCUGCGGCUUAGGCUUCUCUGGUGUGUAGUGUUUGAGGCUGACGGGCCUAACGGAAACUUCGCUCGGGAACCACUACCAGUUUUAUGAAUAGGCAUUUGAAGGAGAGAGACUGAAGCCUGUCGCCAGUGACUACCUUGCAGGUCCUGGAUACAUGGAGACAAGAGGGGCUUUCGUAAUUGAGGUUUGAAGAAGCCACCCCAGGCAGCAGAAAUCCAUCUUAAGAUGAAAUGACUUCUAAGCUGGCCCUGUGGCAGAAUGUCAAGGCAGUCAGUGGACUGACUCUGGGGCUAUUACGUUGCCUGAUCCUUCUGCCUGGGGAGAGCAGGACUGGGAGAAGAUUUUGGCUUCAGAGAACGUGGGAGAUAUGGAGACCAUGAAGAAAUUGACUCAAGGACAUACGGCAAAAGGUUUGUCUUCUAAGGAUACUGAUUGGCCCCAAGAGAAGAAGAAGCCCAAAAUACUAGAACCCGUUACAUUUGAAGAUGUCACUGUGGUCUUCACGGAGGCAGAAUGGAAGAGACUGAGCUCUCAGCAGAAGAACCUGUACAAAGAAGUGAUGCUGGAGAUUUACAGGAACCUGCUCUCAUUGGCAGAACUGAAGCCAGAAAUCUGUCCCUGCUCCUCCUGCCUUCUGGCAGUCUCCUGUCAGCAGUUCCUCAGCCAACAUGUGCUUCAGAUCUUCCCAGGUUUAUGUGCAGAAAAUCACUUCCAUCCAGAGGCUUCCAGCCCAGGGCAUCAGAAGCAGCCAGAGCAGCAGGACCCUGAUCAAAGGUGUUGGAGUGAAAACACAGAAGGUCAAGAGAGAGAAGUCUCCAAACCCUUGUGUGUGAGGACAGGGGAGAGAGAGACUUCAAGGGCAUCCUCCAGCCCACCCCAAGGACAGUCAGCAAGCCCUAGAGAAGGCAACACAGUGGUAGGAACAGAGCCCAACUCAGCCCACAGGGUAAACUCUGUGGAAACAGACAACGGGUUGAAGAAAUUAGAAACCUCAAGAUUUGGAGCAUUCACCUAUAGAGAGGAUGAACCAGACUGUGGCCUGAAACUAAACUUCAUCACCAACCAGAGGGCCCUCUUAUGGGAGAAGCCCCAUGUUUUUAGUGAGUGUGGGCGAGGGUUCAGCCACAAGUUAGAUCUCAUCAGACACCAGAGGAUACACUCAGAUGAGAAGCCUUAUGUUUGUAGUGAGUGUGGCCGAGGCUUUAACCGCAAGUCAAAUCUUAUCACACACCAGAGGACACACUCAGGUGAGAAGCCUUACAAGUGCUUGGAGUGUGGGCGAGGCUUUAGCCAGAAAUCAGGCCUCCUUCUCCACCAGAGGACACACUCUGGGGAGAAGCCACAUGUGUGCAAGGAGUGCGGGCGAGGCUUUAGCCACAAGUCAAAUCUCAUCAGACACCAGAGGACACACACAGGCAAGAAACCUUAUAUGUGCCUGGAGUGUGGGCGAGACUUUAGCCAGAAGUCAGGCCUCCUUUUCCACCAGAUGACACACUCAGGGGAGAAGUCAUAUGUUUGCAGUUUGUGUGGCCGAGGCUUUAAGUGGAAAUCACUUCUCCUUAUGCACCAGAGGAGACAUUCAGGUGAGAAACCUUAUGUUUGUAGUGAGUGUGGCCGAGAAUUUAGCUACAAGUCUGAUUUCAUCAGACAUCAGAGGACACACUCAGGUGAGAAACCCUACAUGUGCCUGGAGUGUGGACGAGGCUUUAGCCUCAAGUCAAAUCUCAUCACACACCAGAGGACACACUCAGAUGAGAAGCCUUAUGUUUGCAGUGAGUGUGGCCGAGGCUUUAAUCAGAAAUCACAUCUCCUUAUACACCAGAGGACACACUCAGGGGAGAAGCCUUAUGUUUGCAGUGAGUGUGGGCGAGGCUUUAACCGCAAGUCAAAUCUUAUCACACACCAGAGGACACACUCAGGUGAGAAGCCUUAUGUGUGCCUGGAGUGUGGGCGAGACUUUAAUGAGGAGUCAAGCCUCCUUGUGCACCAGAAGACACACUCAGGGGAGAAGCCUUAUGUUUGCAGUGAGUGCGGGCGAGGCUUUAUACAGAAAUCAGCCCUCCUGCACCACCAGAGGACACACUCAGGGGAGAAGCCUUAUGUUUGCAGUGAGUGUGGGAGAGGCUUUAAACAGAAGUCAGGCCUCCUUUACCACCAGAGGACACACUCAGGGGAGAAGCCACAUGUGUGCAAGGAGUGUGGACGAAACUUUAGCCAGAAGUCAGUGCUCAUCAGACAUCAGAGGAGACACUCGGGUGAGAAACCUCACGUGUGCCUGGAGUGUGGGCGAGGCUUUAGCCAGAAGUCAGACCUCCUUCUCCACCAGGGAACACACUUAGGGGAGAAGCCAUAUGUGUGCAGUGAAUGUGGCCGAGGGUAUAACUGCAAAUCGAUCCUCCUUAUACACCAGAGGACACACUCAGGGGAGAAGCCAUAUGUUUGCAAGGAUUGUGGGCGAGGCUUUACCCAGAAGUCACAUCUCAUCACACAUCAGAGGACGCACUCAGGUGAGAAACCUUAUGUGUGCCUGGAAUGUGGGCGAGGCUUUAGCCAGAAGUCAGGCCUUCUUCUCCACCAGGGGACACACUCAGGGGAGAAGCCACAUGUGUGCAAGGAGUGUGGGCGAGGCUUUAACAGGAAGUCACACCUCCUCAUGCACCAGAGGACACACUCAGGGGAGAAGCCUUAUGUUUGCAGUGAGUGUGGCCGAGGCUUUAACCGGAAGUCACACCUUCUUAUGCACCAGAGGACACACUCAGGAGAGAAGCCCCAUGUGUGCAAGGAGUGUGGCCGAGACUUUAACCAUAAGUCAAAUCUCAUUCCACAUCAGAGGACACACUCAGGUGAGAAACCUUACGUGUGUCUGGAGUGUGGGCGAGGUUUUAGCCAGAAGUCACAUCUCUUCACACACCAGAGGACACACUCAGGUGAGAAACCUUACACGUGCCUGGUGUGUGGGCGAAGCUUUAACUGGAAGUCAGUCCUCCUCAUGCACCAGAGGACACACUCAGGGGAGAAGCCUUACCUUUGCAGUGAAUGUGGGCGAGGCUUUAGCCAGAAGUCAGGCCUCCUUUUCCACCAGAGGACACACACGAGGGAAGCCGCAUGUGUGCAGGGGGUGUGGGAGAGGCUUUAUCCAGAAGUCACGUCUCAUCACACGCCAGAGGACACACUCAAGUGAGAAACCUUACAUGUGCCUCGAGUGUUGGCAAGCCUUUAGCGAGAAGGCAGGCCUCCUCCACCAGGGGACAUACUCAUUCGAGAAGCCCCAUGUGUACAGGGAGUGUGGGUGAGGUGGUAGCUGUAAGCAGAGCCUCAUUAGACAUCAGCUGGCUUACUUGGGAGAAACCUUAUGCUUGCAAUGAGUGUGGCUGAGGAUUUAGCUAGAAGUCAGACCUCCUCAGACAUCAGAAGAUACACUCAGAUGAGAAGUCUUAUGUUUGCAGUUAGUGUGGCCAAUGCUUUAACUGUAAAUCACUCCUCACACACCAGAGGACACAGAAUAGAAGCUCUUCGUGUGCAAGGAGAAUGGGCAAGAUUUUGGGAAAAAGGCACACUUCACUAUAGAUCAGAGAACAGCUUUUUGGGGGGAUGGGGGGAGAAGCAUUAUGUGGGCAGGGAGAACGUGAGGUGCUUUAGUGAUGGGUUAUGCCACCUCUUGCUCCCGAAAACACACUCAGGGAGAGGAGCUGUGUGGGCAAGGUCUGUGGGCAGAACUUUAUUCCAGUGUCCCUCCUCAACUGACCUAAGAGGACAAAAUUUUGCCUAUAAAUCACUACUUCACCCACCUCUGAGAGGGUUUCAGGAGAAGGCUCCUGAUCGCCUAUGCUCUGUAUGAGGGUGAAGAUGUCAGUAGUAACUAGACAGAUGUUUCCACAUCCUGUAACCAGGCUUUACUUAAGUAAUCUAAGAAUGAUUGACUUGUUUUCAUAUACCAGUUCUUUCCCAUGAAUUGUCCUUUUAUUGUAAUGAAGUUUUUUUUUAAUAAACCAUAACUCAGGCUGUGUUACUCAUCUGACCUGAAAAGUACAUAGAAUUAAAAUUCACAAUCCAAGUUUCUUGAAUGAAUUCAACACUUAAGAAAAAAUAAGUCCUAGAUGUAUUUGUUGGAGAAUCUGAUCCCAUGCAUGGGGAGAGGAGUGAUCUAGGUUUUAGAGAAAGAUGCCAGGUGAAGAGAGGGAAUGUCCACAUCUCCAGGGGCUGAAUUACUGCUUGUCCUAGCUGAUCACUUUUUUUUUUAACUACCUUCUUCCAUUGGCUUCUUUGAAAGCCCUCUUCCCUGGUUUUCCUUUGUACUUUCUUGCUGUUGCCUAAUGCUCAGUUCCCAGUCUUAGCUCCAGGGUCCUGUUCACUGCCCACACUCCCUUGCCUCGAAGUUGGCUUUCUGGGGCCUUCCAGUUUCCAGGGCCAGAUCCUUUAACCACGCCCAAAGUGUUCUCCAGCCUUGUUGCUUGGGGCCUCUCGUCUACUCCCUAUAUCAGAUCAACAGUGAUAGGUCUGAAGACCCCUAAACACAUUUCUAAUACCAGGUGUAAGGGCCUUUAGCCAUGUCCCCUCAGCCCUCUGAUCCUAGGACCCAGUCCUGCUGGUGACAUUCCCACAUCAUUCUAAUAACUGCUCUGAGACAACGUAGCCAUACUACUGCUAUUGGUUUUCACUCCAAGGACCAGGCCCUUUAGCCACACCCCUCUCUAGUGCUCCUUCUUUGAGCCCAAAUUGCCCAGUUUUUUCACAGUCUGAACAUCCUGGCUCUUACCCUGUGUCUUGGGGCAAUAGCUACUCGCUAGAGAGGGUUGCCUUGGCUGCAGCAAAUUUGUUUGCCCAGUUGGAGUUUGCCAGGUCCACAGAAUGGAUAUCAGAUUUUGAGAAUCAGAAAAAGCAGAGUGUUCUUGACAUCCCAUCAAAGCAGGGCAUGGGAGAAUGUCAGAGGAGUCCCUGGCCCCACAGCCUGUACCUGCUUUCGCUCACCUUGAAGUCAGGUUUCCAGAGGUUCCUAAGUCUGCUCAGGUGGGGGAAAAGGGUGGGAGCACCUGGGAAUGUGGGUCCCCAUCCUUUGCCACAUUUGCCCUACUGUCCCUUUGCCAGCGCUCCCCCCUCAAUACCAACACUGUUUCCAGUCAGCUGGAAGCCACAGGGAAAGUGCCUAUGGAUAUGUAAUGACCAGGUGGUUGAGGAGGGAGAAUUCCAGAUAACCCAAGUUCCCUUCCCUGCCACUGGGAAAGAAAUGCAAUCAAGAAAACCAGCACCUUCCUUGGGAAAUUAGGAUGGAAAUAAAGAGAAAAUGGUGCAGACUUUUCUUACUGAAACCCCCCAUAACCUGUAGCAACCUCAGCCAUGCCCAGGGAAUGGAAUGGCAGUUCUAGCCUAGCAGAGGUGGGGGGCAAAGGGGUCAUCUUUCCAGACCUGGCAAGGGGCUUUCCCAGAAUACUGCUGGAUUACUCUGUCUCUCAGAAGGUCUGCUGGAAUCAGAUCCCCACCACUCUAUCCCCGAGGGAAGCAGAAGUGAGGUGUGCUGAGGUCUCCUACAGAGGAAGGAGGGAGGAAGGGGGAGAGCAAUAGAAAGGGAAGUACAAAUGCCCUGCUACCCCAGACUUGGGCUUUGGUGCCCAGGGAGGAUGAGCAUAGUUUUUAUGUUAGGAGCUGAUGAGUUAUUUUUGACAUUAGGUCAGUGGUCUCAAACUCAAAUGACUGCACAGAGUCCAGGCAAGGCCUAUUAAUGAGAGAACCAAACCCAGAUUGGGGGUGGGGGCGUUCUGUGGAGAAUAAGGAAGUUCACACACAAGUCACUUCAUGGCAUCCUUGCUGGCCUCACCAUUUGACCCCACUUCAAAAAGCCUUGAGCCCCACCCCUUUGUGCCAUUUUCAUUUAGUUGUCCAAACGCCUGUCCUUUUUUUGAGCCAUGACCUUGAGUUCAGAACCAUCCGUUAUCCCUCACCUUCAGUUUCAGAAUUGUCUUUUUCAUGUUGAUUUUUGCUGAGUUUUCUGAAAGGUGGUAGUGGAUUAUGAAAAAUGAAUGUCAAUUUUAGCAUGGAAAUAUUUGACCCAGUAGUUGUGAUGAUAUGGAAACCAGCUGGUCAUCAGUUUCCACCUUUUCCCUACUCUCCGCUUCCUUUGGGAACUAGAAGACUAUUUUUUGACUAGGAGAAAGCGAGCUUGCUUUUAUGAAUUUUAAUGAUACUUAGGAUAGUUUUUGUCUUAGCUGCCCCUCUUUUGUGUCUGUUCUAAUAAACCUAGGGUGAAGGUAGCAGGGCCUAUACCUUCUAAGUCUAGUGAACGCUGCCACUAAAGGCUUACUUGUCUUUUGACAGAGAAGCCCAACCUGUAACAAUUUUAGUAAAUUAAUGUUGAGAGACUGGAGGUUUAUCUGCCUAAAUUUUGUAGCAUGAGAUUUUCUGUUGAAUAUAUUGGUACAGGAAUUAUAUGGGGAUUGAAGACAUGGUUUGGGGAAUGUGAGAGGAAACCUAAGACAAUGAAAGAUGAGACUUGAACAGUAGGGAGAGACUAGUAUAGAUUUGGGAAGUCAGAAGUGUUACAGUUACCCAGGCAAAAUUUUUACCUGAACCUUAGUGUUAGCAGUGUGGACUGAAAGAGAAGAGUUUGUAGGGUUUGUUUUAAAACCAGUUGGUGAUUGACUAGAUGUAGGAGAUAGGGGGAGAAUUUAAGAGGACUUUUUACCUGAUUGGGGUCUGUGCCCUGGAGCAGUGGAGCCAAUGAAAGUACUUGAAGUCAGAAACAGAGAGAAAGCUUAUUAGGAGGUGACACCAGUGGAAAGCCCAGCAACAACGCAGGCUGUCUUUAUGGAGUCCUGAAAAGCAAUUUCUACAUCAAAGUUCAUAUAUCAUUUUGGCAAGAAUUACCUAAUGUUUUUAAGUGCGUAGCCCACAGAUGAUCACAUAUAUCACAGAACAACGACAAGAAGCUUUUUAUUAAACUAAAGAUACGCAUGCUGGAUAUCUGAACUCUAAUCUUU